Molecule: messenger RNA, 576 nt
Organism: Cuscuta campestris
Lineage: Eukaryota; Viridiplantae; Streptophyta; Magnoliopsida; Solanales; Convolvulaceae
Source: the annotation of a GenBank genome assembly
GUGAUGAUGGAGGGAGAGUCGUACCACAGGUCGUGCUUCAAGUGCGCGCACGGCGGUUGUCCCCUGACGCACGCUACCUACGCCGCCUUAGACGGCGUUCUCUACUGCAAGCACCACUUCGCCCAGCUCUUCAUGGAGAAGGGCAACUACCAGCACGUCCUCAAGGCCGCCACCCACAAGCGAAAUCCUUCCGCCUCCGAUAACGGCGACGACGAGGCCGCCGUCGACGACAGCCACUCCGCCGCCUCCGCCGGAGACGACAACCGCGACAAAGACGCCGGUAAUGAGGAAUAAUUAGUGAGCCACCCCUCCGCUAGGCUGGACAGCCACCGUAUAUUGUUUUUCUCUACGAUUAAUUUUCAAUUACUCCCUAAUUAAUUCCCCUUUUUUUCUCCAGAAUAUAAUUCAAUAUAUUUACCAUUUUUAAAUCAUUGUAUUUAAUUUUCCCAUGGUCUUGAAUUGGUUAGUUUUUUAUUUCUUGUUUUGAUUAUUUUUUUUCAUAUUAUUGUAUUGUAAGUUUGUUGACCUCUAUAUAUACGCUUUGUGUUUGUUUUGUAAUUAAUGGCCAUUGUUUGU